Messenger RNA from Chenopodium quinoa (quinoa), 4739 nucleotides. RefSeq names its product protein SPA1-RELATED 2-like. NCBI's taxonomy places the organism in Eukaryota, Viridiplantae, Streptophyta, Magnoliopsida, Caryophyllales, Amaranthaceae. Bases 371 to 3532 code for a protein of 1053 amino acids. Gene Ontology annotation, biological process: photomorphogenesis. The transcript has 11 exons. The record is from RefSeq and is a predicted model, not a curated record. Gene Ontology annotation, molecular function: protein binding.
CAUUUACGCGUAUCUUAUCCAUGUUCACGCGUCAAACCCGUGGCAUACCCAUUGAAUUAAGAAAAGAAAGGCGUAAAUAAAAGUGAGGGAAAAGCAUAUAAUUAAAGAUCUCAUAAUAAUCAACGUCCACAAUUCUACAUCGUGAAGAAAAAAAAGGAGUUAAGGAAUCGAAGAUCACUCAAACUAAAACAAAAGCUACAUUUCUUCAUUAUUCUAUUUCUGGCAUGUUUUACAACCACAAAUCUCUUUCUUCCUACCCAUACCUGAGAAAUUAAUUUAAAUAAAAUAUUUAUUAUUAUGAUGAUGAUUUUGUCAGGACCCAGAAAUUUCAGAACUUGAGAUGCUUUUGGUGCAUUGAGGAUUGAAUAGCAUGUAUUCAGCCACUAUGGAUGAAGGAGAUACCGAGGAUGUGGCUCCUGUUAGUCGAGCAGAGGAUAUUCGUACCCAAGGUAAAGAAAGUGAAAAUUUGGUGGAGAGCUGCAAUGUAUUGGAACCACGGAGGAGGGUUACUUUUAGGGAAGGGGAUAUCCGAAGGAGCUCAGUCCAGCAAUUUGUGGAUAUGUUAGGUGGAAACAAUGACAAUAGUGACGUAAAUGUAGUGGAAAUUCCUCGAGAACCAUGUACAAGUUACCAUGAAAGUGGGGAGGUCAGAGUUCAGGAGCUAUUCCUGGGAGAUCACAGCUCUGGCUUCGGUACAAUGAAUGAGGGUGAGAUUAUGGAUACAAUUCUAAAUGAGUGGCAGCAUGGAUAUCAGCCGGGGACCAGAUCAGAAGCUGAAACUCCACAUGAACAUUUAAUCCACAAGGAGAAAUCCCUCUCAACAUCAGGUGCUUGGAAAGACUCAAGACCUGCCAAUGUGUUGGCUGGGCAAGAAAUUAGUCAUAAUGCCAAUCUAUGCCCUGAUGAGACUACUCAAAAUGAAAGUGAUGCAGUUUUGCGGCAUGCUUUUUCAUCUGGGGCUAUGAGAAUGAAGAUUUUAUCCAGAUCUUCUGAAUGUCCAGAAUAUUUUGUUAGGAAUACAUUAAAGGGUAAAGGGGUCGUAUGUAGAGGACCAGUUUCUGCUGCAGUUGAAUUCAGGGGCCAAAAAAUUGCGAAGGCGACUGCUGCUGCUGCUGCUGCACCCAUUGCAGCCUCUAAUCUGCCGGUAAAUAUGGGACUAACUUCCAAUCCACCAGUUAAUAUGGGACCAAAAUCUCCUUUUCCAUCUAAUUGCGGAGUUGCUACUUCUGCUGGUCGUGAAUCUGUGAAUGAUGGCAUGAAUUUUAUGGAGUGGAUGAGAUCAAGGCCAAAUAAACCGCAUAAAGUUGAUAGUUUAUAUGCAUUUAAGCAGAUUUUAGAGCUGGUGUAUUCUCUUCACUCGGAUGGCAAGGUCUUGGCAGAUUUGCGCCCAUCUUCUUUCAGGCUGUUGCCACCCAGAAAGAUUGAGUAUUUUGGGUGCAUACGUGCACAGAAGGAAAUGCAGGGGAAUAUAAUUGGUAAGGAUGUUCUGAAGUCACAGACUCUGAAAAGACCAUUAGAGCUGGGUAUGUCAGCCCAGUCUUACUCGGGUGUGAAGCACCAGAAAUCUAUUGAUAAUGCAAACUUUUUCAAGAUGAAGUCACAGUUUCAAUUAGGAUAUGGCCCUAAACCAAUAACAAAUAAAAUUGAUGCCAAUCUUGCUGGUCCAGGAGUAUCUAAGACCUCAAGCAGGCUACAUCUGCUACCUUCAGCACAGCCGGCACUUUCUGUAAAUGAACAACAAGAAGAGAAUUGGUAUAGAAGUCCUGAGGAGCUAUGUGGCAGGGACUGCACAACCUCAUCAAACAUCUACAGUCUUGGGGUCUUCUUUUUUGAGUUACUUAGCAGUUUUGACUCUGGGAAAGUGCAAGCUACGGCGAUGUCUGAUCUGCGUCAUAGAAUUCUUCCUCCCAACUUUUUAUCGGCAAACCCAAAGGAAGCUGGGUUUUGUUUGUGGCUGCUUCAUCCUGAACCUUCACUUCGGCCUACAGCCAGAGAUAUUUUACAAUCAGAAGUCGUGAGUGAAGUACAAGCAUUGUGUGGGGAUGAAAAAUUGUCAUCUAUUCAUCAAGAUGAAGGUGAAUCUGAGCUGUUAUUGCACUUUCUUUUGUCUGUGAAAGAUCAGAAGCAAAAGCGUGCCUCGAAAUUGGUUGAAGAUCUUGGGUGCAUAGAUUCAGAUAUCAAAGAACUAGAAAAGAGGCACCUGUUGAAGAAAUCCACGACUGCAACUUGCUCAGGAGAGGGAUUUCUCUAUGCAAGAGAAAGAGGUUUCCUAUACCAUGGAGACGGGCAUUCUACCCCUGUUUUUGAUGGAGGAGAUUCAAGGUUCAUGAAGAAUGUUUCUCAGCUGGAAAGUGCUUACUUUUCAGCACAAUCCCAAAUUCAUGAAUCUGUUAGUGAUACCGUGGUUCGUGCAGACAGGGAAAUUCUCAAAAGUAGAGAGAAAUGGUAUUCAGAUCAACACGAUGAAGACAUACAGGAACCCUUGGAUGACCAAGGAGCUUUCUUUGAUGGUCUAUGCAAGUAUGCUCGUUACAGCAAGCUCAAACUUUGUGGGACUUUAAGAAAUAGGGAUAUAAUUACUAACUCUACUAAUGUUGUCUGCUCUCUGAGUUUUGACCGAGAUGAGGACUACUUUGCCGCAGCUGGAGUAUCAAAGAAAAUAAAGAUUUUUGAUUAUCAGGCAAUUUAUGACAAUUCUGUUGACAUUCAUUAUCCUGUUAUUGAGAUGUCAAACAAAUCAAAGCUCAGUUGUGUCUGCUGGAACAAUUAUAUCAGAAAUUAUUUGGCUUCAACAGAUUACGACGGUAUUGUCAAGUUGUGGGAUGCAAGCACUGGUCAAGAGUUUUCUCAGUAUACCGAACAUGAGAAAAGGGCAUGGUCUGUUGAUUUUUCUCUGUUGGAUCCCAUGAAGUUGGCUACUGGAAGUGAUGAUUGCUCUGUAAAAUUAUGGAGCAUAAAUGAGAAAAAUUCUUUGCAUACAAUCCGGAACAUUGCAAACGUGUGCUGUGUUCAGUUUUCUGCUCACUCAUCCCAUCUGCUGGCCUUUGGGUCUGCUGAUUACAAGAUAUAUUGCUAUGAUCUCCGUAAUGCUAAUGCUCCAUGGUGUGUGUUGGCUGGUCAUGAGAAAGCUGUUAGUUAUGUGAAGUUUGUUGACUCUGCGACCCUUGUUUCUGCAUCAACGGAUAACACAUUGAAGCUUUGGGACCUUAGCAAAUCUAGUGCUGCUGGGUUGUCCAACAAUGCUUGCAGCUUAACCCUUGGGGGGCAUAAGAAUGAGAAGAAUUUUGUGGGCUUAUCCGUUGGUGAAGGGUACAUAGCUUGUGGUUCAGAAACAAAUGAGGUCUAUACUUAUUAUAAAUCUCUUCCUAUGCCAAUUACCUCACACAAGUUUGGCUCAGUCGAUCCAAUAUCUGGAAAAGAGACUGAUGAUGGCAAUGGGCAGUUUGUUUCCAGUGUGUGCUGGAAAGGAAAAUCUAAUGUGCUUGUUGCUGCCAACUCCAGUGGAUGUAUAAAAGUGUUAGAGAUGGUUUAAGGAUUCAUAACUAUAAAACCAAUUGAGAAUCUAGCAUGUCUCCGCGCUCCAUCUUAUUCUGUAUUGGAGUCCUCUGGUGACUGUUGCUGUGAAGGCGACUUGAUAUGAUCAUGCAUUCUUUUGUCAUGAAGCCAAAUCACAUUCUUUCUCAAUCGGUGGGCUGGACCGGCCAGUAGCAAAAGUUUAUGGGCUGAAGGGUUUCUCAAGUAUUCUCAUAAAAUGCAUGUGUUGAAGAGAGAUGGAAGAGACUAUAUGCUUGAGCUUGAGUUCAUGUUCAUUGAUCAUGGCCCCGAUUGCUCAGGAGUACAUUUGAUUUCGACUCAAGACUGCUUAUUCCUGAUGGAUACAAAGAGUGCAUUACUGGUCAGGGUUCAUCAAAUGUGAAUCAGGGGCUUUAUUAAAUCUCGUGAACGUUUAAAGAGCGCAGACCUUCGAUCUUAACAGUGGCUGAAUUUUUGGAGGAUUUAGAAGGCUUGACCAGAGGUAACUUUUUAGUAUGAUUUAUCUCCUAGAAACAUGGAAAUCUGAUUUCCUCAAUUUUGAAUUUCUGUUCAAACCUGAAGUAUAUGAAAUAUUAAUGCUUUACCUUGUAGCUUUCUAUAUAGAGUUGUUUUCUUAAUUUGUAAAUGGGUAUUUGUUUUUCUUGGUAGUCACGAGUCUUAUUUAUUGACACUUGGCACUAAAGGAAAAUUGGCUUUAUUGAUGGGAUGUAAUGUACAGCAACCAUGAAUUUGCUUCAUACAUCUCCAACUAUAGGUCUAGCCGUAAUCGAUCCAAAUUUCCGGCUGAGAGGAUCACCUGAACCGGUUGAUUUCCUUCACCAAACUACUGAAGGGAUUGACUAUUCAGGGUUCCCCCAGGGCAUUCUAGUAAUCAGCAGACAUGCUAAUAUGUGAUGUGUAGCAACUCCUCUGUUCAGGUUAAGAUACAAACAGCAUGAGCUGCAUGACUGUAAAAUAGAAAUCCGUAUUUAUGUAAUUUUAUAGGAGAGAUUAAACUAGGAUAAAGAAAUUGUGUAUAUAUUGAUGUCAAACUACAUUGCUAAUUUGUAUGAUUGUAUCAUUUCUAGGCGUCAAACAAUUUAUCACACCUUUGAUACCCAUAUGGGCAUUAGGCCGUACCCCUUUAUCACCUACUGAAGUCGUACUAAUACGAAAAUUUAAUUCCAGUAGUCCCAGUUAUGAAUAAUCUUCUUUCAUUGGUCUCA